Messenger RNA from Prorocentrum cordatum, 279 nucleotides. NCBI's taxonomy places the organism in Eukaryota, Dinophyceae, Prorocentrales, Prorocentraceae. The record is from the annotation of a GenBank genome assembly.
GCGUGCAACGGGUUGCGCGCGGUGCCCCUGCCGCGAUGGGCCGGCGAUGCAGGGCGCUGCUGCGCCCCAGGGCCCGGCAGCUGGCGCUCGUCGGCGCCGCCGGGCUGGCGGCGCUCUGCGCGCUGCCGGGCGCGCCGAGGGCCGCCGUUCCCGCGCAGCCGAGCGCCGACGGCGGCGAGGAACCCGCCAUGGGGUUCGCCGCGGCCCUGCAGUACACGCAGAGCGCUAUCCUGCCGCUGCGAAAGGAGGUCGACGCUGGCAACAUCGUCGCGCAGUUCG